Aspergillus puulaauensis is the source of this 882-nucleotide messenger RNA. RefSeq names its product SDR family oxidoreductase. Bases 1 to 882 code for a protein of 293 amino acids. The record is from RefSeq and is a predicted model, not a curated record. Gene Ontology annotation, molecular function: oxidoreductase activity. NCBI's taxonomy places the organism in Eukaryota, Fungi, Ascomycota, Eurotiomycetes, Eurotiales, Aspergillaceae. The transcript has 2 exons.
AUGCCGUCAGUCGAAAACAAGAAAAGCUGGCUCAUCACCGGCGCCUCAUCAGGGCUUGGACUCGAAAUGGCCCUGGCCGCACUGCGCGCCGGACACUGCGUGGUUGGGACCGGCCGGAACAUCGAAUUUGCUGCGAAUAACUGUCCUGAUUUUGAGCGACUUGGUGGUAGAUGGCUGCAGCUAGACGUUUCUCAGCCAGAGGCGCAACGGGUUGUGGAGGAUUUCCUUGCUGCGGAGCAGCAGCAGGAGCACUGGGUUGUUGUAAAUAAUGCAGGCAGCACCCUAGUCGGGACAGUGGAAGACAUGAGCGAAGCCCAAAUCGACGCGUACAUGCAAGCGAACCUCCACGGGGCGAUUCGCGUAUGGAAGGCUUGCCUGCCGGUUCUCCGCCGAAAUCGCACUGGUACCCUUAUUACUAUAUCAUCCGUCUGGGGGUUUGUACCCAAAUGCGAACAUAUGCUCUACAGUGCCGCCAAAGCCGCGCUGGAAUCGUUGACGGAAUCUUACGCCGACCUGCUGCGUCCAUUUGGGAUUCGGGUUAUGAUUAUUGAGCCGGGGGGGUUUCGGACGGGGUUUCCGGAGAAUGCCGCGAGGUCGGAUAGGGGAGUGACAGGGGAUUAUGAGGAGAGGAUUGAGGCUUGGAUGGGGGUUUUGGACGAGGCGAGUAGGGAUAGGACUGUUGUGAAUGGGGAUCCGAGGCUGUUUGGGGAGAGGAUUCUGAAUGCGGUGGAUGGGGAGGGAGCGUUUAAGGAGAUCGGAAAAGAACUGAGGGUGCCUCUGGGCUCUGAUUGCUAUGGUAUAUUGGGGCAACGACUGAAGGAACUAGGAGAAGGAUAUGCCAGAAUAUCUGAAAUUGCGAAGUCGACAGACGUCGCUAGUUAA